Molecule: messenger RNA, 3792 nt
Organism: Python bivittatus (Burmese python)
Lineage: Eukaryota; Metazoa; Chordata; Lepidosauria; Squamata; Pythonidae
Gene: NGFR
Product: nerve growth factor receptor
Biological process (GO): Rho protein signal transduction
Cellular component (GO): cell surface; plasma membrane
Molecular function (GO): coreceptor activity; death receptor activity; nerve growth factor binding
Source: RefSeq, a predicted model, not a curated record
ACCGCUGCUCUUCUUCUCUCCCUCCCGCCCCCAUCCCGAGACGCGCCUUGGGGAGGGAAUGUUUAAGAAGCCUCCUGCCUCCCCUCAUCUCCUGGCCGGCAUCUUCCUUCCCUGCGCCCAGUUUUACCUCAGACGAUCAUGGAGAAGACGAUGAUCUUGCUAUGGGGCUUGCUGCUGCUUUCCAGGGGCUCAGCAGGGACCAAGGAACAGUGCUCCACGGGGAAAUACACUACCAGUGGGGAAUGCUGCCGACCCUGUAAUCUUGGGGAAGGAGUUGCCCAACCUUGUGGAGUAAACCAAACCAUCUGCGAACCGUGCCUGGACAGCAUCAGCUAUUCAGACACAGUGAGUGCCACCGAGCCGUGCAAACCCUGUAAAGAGUGUGUGGGCCUGGAGAGCAUGUUGGCGCCCUGCGUGGAAUCAGACAACACCGUCUGCAAAUGUAUCUACGGCUUCUACCGGGAUGAGAGCAAUAAGUGCAAAAAAUGCCGCAUCUGUGAAGUGGGCUAUGGCCUUGUCUAUCCCUGUGGGGAAAACCAGAACACGUGGUGUGAGAAAUGUCCUACGGGGACAUAUUCCGAUGAAGCCAACCAUGUGGACCCCUGUUUCCCCUGCACAGUGUGUGAGGAGGACGAGAUCAUUGAGAAGGACUGUACCGCAACUUCAGAUGCCAAGUGCAGAGCAGUUAAUCCAAGAUUUGCGAUGACAACCAAGGUCCCGAUGGAUUUCUACACCAGUGAUGCAAAUACAGAUGCAAUCAUAGAUGUGGAACACGCAACUAAUCCACAAUUUACAAUGGCAACCAAGACCCCGAUGGAUUCCAAUACCAGUGAUGCAGACACAGAUGUGGAACAUGGAAUUCCCAAAAGUCCUUUUCCUAUUACAAAUGGUUCAGAGAUCCUGGAUAUUUUGAAGAGCACUGUAAUGACCACCACAGUGACCACAGUUAUGGGCAGCUCCCAACCUGUCAUCCGAAGUGGGACAGCAGAUAACCUCAUCCCUGUCUACUGCUCCAUUUUGGCAGCUGUGGUGGUGGGUCUGGUGGCGUAUAUUGCCUUCAAGAGGUGGAACAGCUGCAAACAGAACAAACAAGGUGCCAACAACCGUCCUGUCAACCAGACGCCUUCCCCAGAAGGAGAGAAACUUCAUAGUGACAGCGGCAUCUCAGUUGAUAGCCAAAGCCUCCACGAUCAACAGCCACCGACACAGACAGCAUCUCUACAAGGUCUUAAAGGAGAUGGGAAUCUUUACACCAGCCUGCCACCUAAUAAACGGGAGGAGGUUGAAAAGCUGUUGAAUGGUUCCACGGAGGAGACAUGGCGCCACCUGGCCGGAGAGCUGGGCUACAAGGAAGAUCACAUAGACUCGUUUACGCAAGAGGAAUACCCAGUUCGUGCACUGCUCUCUGAUUGGUCCAGCAAGGACAGUUCCACCAUGGAUGCCCUUUAUUCAGCCUUGCGCAAGAUCCAAAGGGGGGACAUUGUGGAGAGUCUUUACAGUGAAUCCACCGCUAGUUCACCAGUGUGAAGGAGGGACAGGGGGCAGAGGCAUUCUGAGUUAGCUUCUCAUUUCCUCUGCCUCACUGGUGCCUCUUGGAAGAAGAACAUGUGAAGGAAAAGUAGAGCUUAUGCUUUCUGGGGACACUGGAACAAUCCUAUAAGCACUGAUUCAGUUAUUUUUUCUCCCUCUCUGCCCUACUGGCCUGGUAUUUUCAUCCAACGGCUCUUGCUAGUAAAAGACAUAAGACGGUAAAAGAAAAUGAAGGCAGGUGAAGUGGAUGUCUUGUUCGUACUGUAUGUGCUUCUUAAAAUCUCCUGGACUGACAGUGGGCUGCUGAUUCUGAACUGAGGCAAGGGUGAAGAAAGACAUCUGUCCAAAGUCAGUUGCUUGACUUCUCUUUCAGGUGCCUCUGACAUUUAUCCCAUGUACUUCUCCCAUGUUCUCGUCUAUGUAAGUUCUCUUUCUGCACUUGCACAUCUUCUUUCCUUCAGUCACCAGCUUACCCUAUUUAAGCACAUCUGAAAUCAGGAAAUAACAAGGAGACCAGCCAGAUAUGUUACAGAGUGAUGAAGGAUUCAAAGAAGGCAGAAAGAGCAGGAAUGCUGGGCCUAAAACAGGGGGACAUAUGGUGUUAUGAGGACAAAGUGAACAUUUGUUUUGAGACAGCCUCCUGAAGGGUCUCUGAAGUGGGAGGGAAGAAAUGUGGACCAGGUUUCUAGCUAUCAAAACUGACACUGUGAAGAUCAAAGCGAGAAGUUUAGGGAUGGAGCCCAAAGAGAAAAUAACCACAUUUCCAUCCAAGUACUGGUGACCACAUCAAGACUAUAUCUAAUCCUGCUCUUGUUUUCUUGCUCAGAUACAUUCCUCUCUAGCUCAAUAAGCAUUUUUUAAAAAAACCGUGUUGCAUUUUUUCUCUUCCUGGCUUUGACUGAAACCAGGCAAGUCAUAUAAACCCUUGCUUAAAGGAGCCAGAUAAGCCAUGGCGAAGAGUGGAGCUAGCCAGAAAAAAACAAGGCAAGCGGUCAGACAUAUUCAUGGGUUUUCCAAGAGGUGUUGCUUUGAUGAUGCCACGCACUCUGCAUUCUUCCUCAAACCGGUAAACCAAUCACUGUGGGUUAAUGAAGCUGUUACCUCUGUUGCAUUAAAAGGGGAAACAAACAAACAGAAAAAUCCCUUAGUGGCCUUAAUGCAUGAAGUGGGGAGCAAUCUAUAUGAAAACGUUGUAGCUGCUCUCAGAGGUAGAACUUUGUUGAAUGUUAUUCCUGCGCCAAGUGAUGUACAGCCAUCAGAACACCCUGAUGUUUUCCAUUUUCUUAAAUAUUAGAGGGAUCUGAAAAGUACUAUGGGGAUAGGAUGGUGGGGAGGUAUUCUACAAGCUAACAAGAAUCACCAAAAGCCCUUGAGCAAGAAAAAAAAAAUGAACUGGAACUGAACGAUUCUCUCCCUCUGUAUAUCUAUUACAAGAUCCACGCCGGUUUCUUUUAUUCUUAUUCUGAAUAUUCAAGUAGUUCUGAUGAAAAAAAAAUGGUGGCAUUUAAAAGCUGACGGUGUUUUAAACAACUGACUGGGCUGUUCAUGGGGAUUGUUUCGCUGCUCAUCUUGUUCCUCUGAAUUAAAACCACGGAGAAGAAAUUCCUCCAUCACAUGCUUGCACACACAUGUGUAUAUAACUAUGUACUUAGAAAGUAAUGGAAAUACUUCCUGGGGAAUGUUAGUUAGGAAUGCAAAUUAAUUUCCUAUCUCAGCCAAGGAGAUGAUUAGGGAAGCAUGGCAGUCUCUGAACAAAAUGUUACUAUUCUGAUCAUUUUUCUUCCAUCAUACUAGUUUUAAUGGUUUGCCUCACCAGAAACUUCUAUUUUAACCUUGACAUUUUUGCUUUCAACAAAACUUAGUAGCAAUUUUAAAUAGGGUGGUACAAACAGAUUGAGGAAAGUUUUUUGUUUUCUAUUUAAAUACUUUUUACAAAACCACCAGAGCCAUGACUUUAUUUGUGGGAUGUUGCCAUCGCACGACAAUAAUCAUAAAGAAGGAGCCAGAAGAAGAGCCAGGAACUUAUCCAAUGAAGUCCUAAAUUGUUUAGAAAGAAAACGUGGAGGUACAUGGAGGUAACUGUGGCCUGCCUGGUUUUGAGUCAAACUAUUGGCCCGCCUAGCCUAAUAUUCUUCUUUGAUCUGGCAGCAGCCUUCGUUUAUUCGGACAGAAGCUUCUUCAUAUCAACUCUGAAACCCAAGAUCCCUUUUUAGUGCUACAAAGGGCAUAGAACCUGGAACCUCUACACCAGUGGUGUCCAAA